This is a messenger RNA of Aplosporella prunicola CBS 121167, 891 nucleotides long. RefSeq lists its product as uncharacterized. The record is from RefSeq and is a predicted model, not a curated record. Lineage: Eukaryota; Fungi; Ascomycota; Dothideomycetes; Botryosphaeriales; Aplosporellaceae. Gene Ontology annotation, biological process: P450-containing electron transport chain; positive regulation of oxidoreductase activity. Bases 55 to 642 code for a protein of 195 amino acids. Gene Ontology annotation, cellular component: mitochondrion. Gene Ontology annotation, molecular function: 2 iron, 2 sulfur cluster binding. The transcript has 3 exons.
GUGAGUCUUUCCCUCACCACCACCAAGACUCCUCUGUCUCUCUGUCUUCCAGCAAUGCCUCCCUCCGACGCCGCCCUGCGUGCCUGCCGCCAAGCCGCCUCUGCUCUCCCGCGCCGCUUCCUCUCCGCCCAAGCCCACCCGCCAUGCCGCCGCUUCCUCUCUUCCACCUCCGCUGCGCGCUCGGCAGCACCUAGCCCCCGCCUCUCCCCGCUGUCGCGCUUCCAACGCCCCCGGAGACACUUCUCCGCCACGCCCACCGCUUCCCACGGGCACAUCACCCCGCCCAAGCCCGGUGAAGAGCGCAGCGUUACCUUCAUCGACAAGGAGGGUGACUCACACACGUUCCAGGUCGCCGAUGGCGACAACCUGCUCGACAUUGCCCAGGCCAAUGACCUCGAGAUGGAGGGCGCCUGCGGCGGCUCCUGCGCAUGCAGUACCUGCCACGUCAUUGUCGAGGACGCCGACAUGUUCGACCGGAUGACCGAGCCCGACGACGACGAGAACGACAUGCUGGAUUUGGCCUUCGGUCUGACUGAGACGAGCCGCCUCGGCUGUCAGAUAAAGAUGAGCAAGGAGCUGGAUGGUCUGGUUGUGCGCCUGCCAAGCAUGACGCGGAACCUGCAGGCCAGCGAUUUCAAGUAAAGCGGGUUUGAAGGAUACCCUAGAUUUCAUGGAUAUAGGCAGGGUCGGAGGUGCAUAUGCGGAUGCUGUAUAUGGGACGAUGUGAGUGAGAAAGAGAGAGAACAAGAACGCGGCGCGUGUAAAAUGGCGCAAUUGGGUCAGUCUGGCGCAACAGGGCUCUCGUUUUUGGCUUGGCCUAGACGAACUGUAUGAUAUAUGAACGGACAUCGGCUUCCCCGCUGUAAAAAUACCAAGGAUUUCUUCUCGGGA